Molecule: messenger RNA, 660 nt
Organism: Penicillium lagena
Lineage: Eukaryota; Fungi; Ascomycota; Eurotiomycetes; Eurotiales; Aspergillaceae
Exons: 2
Coding region: 1-660 (219 amino acids)
Source: RefSeq, a predicted model, not a curated record
AUGGCACCGCCGCUCGACCUCGGUCUCCCGACGGCCCUCAUCCUCAUUGACAACCAGUCGGGGUUCUGCCACCCAUCAACAGUUUCGCACUGGGGGAGCAGCCGGUCGAACCCUCUCUACGAAGUGAACAUCCAGUCGCUUCUAUCGGCUGCCCGCAGCCAUGCGUCGUCGGCAGCGUCCACUCCAGUGGAAGUGAUUCACGUCUUCCACUCAUCGACCACGCAAGGAUCUCCUCUCCACCCAAACCAUCCGGCGCAGGGGAUUCGCCCGUUGGAGUUUGCGACGCCCGCCGCGGACGGCUCGGAGCCCGUGUUCUGGAAGAGUGUUAAUUCGUCCUUCAUCGGCACCGAUCUGGCCGCCCACUUGCAGGACAAGGGGAUCCGACAGCUUCUGAUCGCGGGGUUGACGACGGAUCACUGUGUCUCGACGACGGUUCGCAUGGCUGCCAAUCUCGGGGUCGUGGAUCGGUCGAUCGGGGCCGAAUGGAAAGGGGGCGGAUUGUUCUUGUGGCUGACGCCACAGCGACAUUCGCCAAAGGGGGGCUUCGACGCUGAGACUGUUCACCACGUCUCUGUGGCUAGCUUGGAGGGCGAAUUCGCCGAUAUCCUCGGCACGGAGGAGGUGGUGCAGGCCUUUUGCGGAGGGUCCAGGGGUCACUGA